UUAUGCCCUCACAGAGUUUUGUUAAAUCUAGUAACUUUGCAACUGUGCGUUCUGUGAGUUUUCGAUACACAUUUGAAUUGUAAAUUUUUCAUUGAGUAGCCAAUGAUAUUCAUGUAAUUUUUUUAGAAACAUUUUAAAUUAAAUAUUGUUUUCGUAUUGAUUUUCCCUGGAAUAACUAACAACAAAAAAUGAUGUUGAGAUUUAUUCGACCUACGUUGUGCCGUUGCAGCGGUAGUAGAUUACUUGAAAUGACCAUUAAAUUUGCAGGUGGUACGUCAGCCAGUUCACCAGGUAAAGUGACCAGUGGCAGUUCUUGCGGCCCUAGUCCUGGACCGUCGAAGAAACCUAAUCCUGGUUUGGAGAAAAUCAAGAAAAUGCAAAAAUUAUUUCAAAAAGAUGAUGGUAAACCCAUACACCUAAAGGGCGGUAGCAGAGAUUUAAUGCUAUACCGUGCUACAUGGACAUUGGCAAUAAUUGGGCUACUCUGGCAAAUUCAUAUGUUUUCAAUGUAUAUAAUUUAUUAAACUUUGCAUUUCUUUGGCAAACAAUAACUUAGAUUAUAUAAAUACAAAAUAUAGAAAAAUUAAGAAGCAAACACUUAUAAUUAGCAAACA
Molecule: messenger RNA, 614 nt
Organism: Ceratitis capitata (Mediterranean fruit fly)
Lineage: Eukaryota; Metazoa; Arthropoda; Insecta; Diptera; Tephritidae
Product: cytochrome c oxidase subunit 7A-related protein, mitochondrial
Exons: 2
Coding region: 189-524 (111 amino acids)
Biological process (GO): regulation of oxidative phosphorylation; mitochondrial electron transport, cytochrome c to oxygen; mitochondrial respirasome assembly
Source: RefSeq, a predicted model, not a curated record